AUGCAUCAUGUUUGCUCUCCCACUGAAGCAUUUGCUUUGCUUCACUUCAAACAAUCCUUUCAAAUCUCUGACCAACCUAGCUGUUGGGUUGAGACUCAUCUGCAAUAUGAUAUCCCAAAAACAAAGUCUUGGAAUGAGAGUAGGGAUUGCUGCAGUUGGGACGGGGUAACUUGUGACAUGUUAACUGGUCAUGUUAUCGGAUUGGACCUUAGUUGCAGUCUGCUUAAUGGAACUAUUCAUCCCAAUAGCAGCCUCUUCCAACUCCAUCAUCUCCAGACACUAAACCUUGCUCGCAAUAACUUCUAUUCUUCUUCAAUCCCACAUAACAUUGGCCGAUUGAUGAAUUUGAGGCAUCUCAACCUUUCUCAUUCUUUCUUUGAAGGGGAAAUCCCAACAGAAAUCUCAUACCUUUCCAAUUUGGUUUCACUUGAACUUAAUUGUUUUAACUGUGGUCUCCAACUUGAUGAGAGAACAUUUGAAACAAUUCUUCAGAACUUCACAAAUCUGGAGGUACUAUCUCUCUCUUAUGUCAACAUCUCAUCUUCAAUACCUGUGAAUAUUUCUUUGUCCUCGUUAAGGUACGUGAAUCUUGUAAAUACUAAUCUGCGAGGUGUUCUCACAGAGAGCUUUUUCCUUCUGCCAAAAUUGGAAACGCUCUAUUUGAGUGACAAUGAUCUUCUCAAAGGAGUUUUACCAAAGAUCCACCCGAGCAACACUCUGUUGAAGUUGGAUAUUUCUUUAACAGGAAUCUCUGGUGAGCUGCCUGAUUCAGUUGGCACCUUGAGUUCCUUGAAUCUCUUGAAACUCAGUAGAUGUCAAUUCUAUGGUUCCAUUCCUGAUUCCAUUGGCAAUCUUACACAAUUGCGGGAUUUGGAUUUUUAUAAUAAUCAUUUCACCGGCCAUAUUCCUUCCACAAUCUCUAAAUUGAAGCAGCUCACACAUCUACGUCUUUCGUCCAACUCCUUUUCAGGUGAAAUUCCCGAUAUUUUUUCUAACCUCCAAGAGCUACGUUAUUUAUAUCUUUCUGACAACAGCUUCAUCGGUUCGCUUCCUUCUACAAUUGUAAGCUUGACACAUCUUCAACACUUAGACUUGUCAAGUAAUUCCCUAUCUGGCCCACUGCCUAAUAAUUUGAGCAUGCUUCAAAAGCUAACCGAACUGGAUUUGUCGCACAACUCACUGAAUGGUUCCAUACCAUCUUCGGUUUUUAGCCUCCCUUUGCUAGGUAAUAAUCGAUUUAGUGGACUACCCAAUGAGCUCAAAACAAACCUAACAUUAGAACGCCUGGAUUUAAGCCAUAAUCAACUCAGUGGUUCUUUGCUUCAAUCACUUUCGAAUCUCACAAACCUUUCUUACCUUGACCUUUCAUCAAAUAACAUCACCGUCGAUGAGGGAAUACAAAUCACUUUUCCUAGCCUAGAAUAUUUGUGGUUAUCGUCUUGUGAACUGAAGGAUUUUCCAAACUUCUUGAGAAAUGUGAAGACACUUAGGAUCUUGGAUAUUUCUAACAAUAAGAUUCGUGGCCAAAUCCCAAACUGGUUUAGCGGCAUAAGGCCACCUACAACCAUUUCAUUUCCAUAA
Molecule: messenger RNA, 1581 nt
Organism: Solanum stenotomum
Lineage: Eukaryota; Viridiplantae; Streptophyta; Magnoliopsida; Solanales; Solanaceae
Product: receptor-like protein 6
Exons: 2
Coding region: 1-1581 (526 amino acids)
Molecular function (GO): protein binding
Source: RefSeq, a predicted model, not a curated record